Messenger RNA from Pogoniulus pusillus (Red-fronted tinkerbird), 3293 nucleotides. RefSeq names its product eukaryotic elongation factor, selenocysteine-tRNA specific (gene EEFSEC). The record is from RefSeq and is a predicted model, not a curated record. Bases 81 to 1760 code for a protein of 559 amino acids. Gene Ontology annotation, molecular function: GTP binding; GTPase activity; translation elongation factor activity. The transcript is spliced from 7 exons. NCBI's taxonomy places the organism in Eukaryota, Metazoa, Chordata, Aves, Piciformes, Lybiidae. Gene Ontology annotation, biological process: selenocysteine incorporation.
GCGGCCGCGGAACGGCGGCGGCCGGUCCCGCGUUGCCGCAGGGGCGCUGUUGGGACGGACCGAGCGGGCGCAGCGCCGUCAUGGCCGCCGGGACCGCGGCACCCCGCGUCCUGAACGUGAACGUGGGCGUCCUGGGCCACAUCGACAGCGGGAAGACAGCGCUGGCGCGGGCGCUCAGCACCACCGGCUCCACCGCCGCCUUCGACCGAGCGCCGCAGAGCCGGGCGCGGGGCAUCACGCUGGACCUGGGCUUCUCCUGCCUGCGCACUGCCCUGCCGCCGCAGAUGGGCCCGGGGCCCGGCGAGCUUCAGUUCACGCUGGUCGACUGCCCCGGACACGCCUCCCUCAUCCGCACCAUCAUCGGCGGUGCCCAGAUUAUCGAUUUGAUGAUGCUUGUAAUAGAUGUGACAAAAGGAAUGCAGACACAGUCAGCAGAGUGCUUGGUAAUUGGGCAAAUUGCCUGCCAGAAGAUGGUGGUAGUACUGAACAAAAUAGAUCUCCUUCCAGAAGGGAAGAGACAAAGUGCCAUUGAGAAGAUGACCAAGAAAAUGCAGAAGACCUUGGAAAAUACUAAGUUCUGUGGGUGUCCUAUUGUUGCUGUUGCAGCAAAGCCCGGUGGACCAGAAGCCCCAGAGUCUGAGAAUCCACUAGGUGUUUCUGAAUUAAUUGAGGUCUUGAAGUCUCAGGCUUACCUGCCAUCAAGAGACCCCUCAGGAAACUUCCUUAUGGCAGUUGACCACUGUUUCUCUAUCAAAGGUCAAGGCACAGUGAUGACAGGCACUAUUCUCUCUGGCUCCGUCAGCCUGGGUGACAAUGUGGAGAUUCCUGCCCUGAAGGUGACAAAGAAAGUAAAAUCUAUGCAGAUGUUCCAUACUCCUGUGACUUAUGCUAUGCAGGGUGACAGAGUAGGUAUCUGUGUCACCCAGUUUGAUCCCAAACUGCUGGAACGAGGCCUGAUUUGCACCCCAGAAUCACUUCACACCAUCCAUGCUGCCAUAAUUUCCCUGAAGAAAAUCCAGUAUUUUCGAGGAGCUCUUCAGACCAAAGCCAAGUUCCACAUCACAGUUGGUCAUGAAACAGUUAUGGGAAGAGUGAUGUUUUUCAGUCCAGCCCCUGCUGAUUUCAAUGAAGAAAUUAGAGAAGAUGUUUUUGAUUUUGAUAAAGAUUAUCUUUAUCAAGAGGAAUAUUUGUCUAAGGACUCAAAUUCUUCAGAGGAGAGCAAAGGAAAUGACCAGGUAGGAGAAGCCCAGCUCCCAAGACAGCAGUGGGCUUUGCUGGAGUUUGAAAAACCAGUUACCUGUCCUAAACUGUGCCUUGUGAUCGGCUCCAAGCUGGAUACAGAUAUUCAUGCAAAUACCUGCAGGCUAGCGUUCCAUGGAGUACUGCUCCAAGGCAUGGAAGACAAAAACUAUGCAGAGACUUUCCUUCCAAAGCUGAAAGUGUACAAACUGAAGCACAAGGAAGGACAAGUGGAAAGGGUGAUGGAUGAUUACAGUGUGAUCGGUCGUUCGUUGUUUAAAAAGGAAACAAACAUCCACAUUUUUGUGGGUCUGAAAGUCAAACUAUCUACAGGAGAAGAUGGAGUCAUAGAUGGUGGCUUUGGCCAAAGUGGCAAAUUCAAAAUCCGAAUUCCAGAAACCGUAUCUAGAGUACAGCAUGCAGUUGGAAGUCCCUCAGUUGCUGAAAGAUGUCAGCAGUUUGGAAGAAAUUCAGGGAAGAGCAGCAAGAAUGCUGGAGAGGCUGAAGGGAUUGAUUUAUGAGGGGAAGAAGAUGAAAAGAAAUGCAAGAGACUUGGCUAAAUGAUGUCUAAGUGGGAGAUAUGAUUAUCUGCAAGUAUUUGAAGAACAUAAUGGAGAAGAAACCCUUAGGGUGGUCCAUGGAGAUGGAAAUAAAGCUAGUAACAAAAAAUAAAGCAAAGUGCAACUUGACUAUUGAUAGAUUAUUUAGCAGAGAUUUCUUACCCUGCCAGAUUAUCUUUGCAGUGGGAGAUGAUGUAGUUGCAUUUUGAGAAUACUCAUGUGUAGUUUGCCUGGAUGUUUGCUAGUGCCUCUCUCGGGGCAGCAGGGUGGUGGAAAAUAGAAGGGCAAUGUAUUUUUCAUCCCCUUUCUGGUUUUGUGCACAGGCAUGUCUCUAUUGCUUGAAUGGCAAGGUGUAACCUGCUUUCUAGACUGUUUGCAGCAGCACCUAAUUAGGAAAAAAAAAAGUAUUUGCUGGCAGAUCUGCUAUUCUGUAGGGCCAAGUUGUGGAGCUGUCUGUGUUUUAACUGAAGAGAAAGUUUUAAUGUGUGUUAAUUGACAGAAUGAUGCUUACUUUCCAGACUAGUUGCAUGAUCAAAUACGUAAAAAGGGGGGCAUAAUCUCUAAACUCACAAGAGAGUUUUGCUUAGUUUAACAAGCUGCUUAAAACACAAACAGGAUUUGAAAGGCAAUUUAAACUACAGUGCUUUGUAAGCUACACUAGCAUGCGUGUACAAGGGAACGAGCUACUGAUGGAGUGCUUCUUGCCGAGGUGGGUGAUACGGGGCAGCUGUUUGAGUUGUAAAUGGCAAUCCUGCAUAUACAUAGUCAAGGUAAAUGAGUGAAAGGUAUUGUUCAACUUUGAAAUGAAUAACAAGUUUGGGGAGGCAAGAACUGUGUGUUUAAGUGUCUUACUCUAAGGAAGACAAAAGCUAACAAUGUCAGUCUUUGGAAAACGCUUAUUUCAACAUACAUUGCACCUAGGAAUGUCAUGCCAGUUGAUAACAAAAAUUCAGAGGAAAGUUCAGUGAAUUGUUUGAAUAACAGUGCUAAUUGUGGGGUUUGUUUAACUGCCUCUCACCCAAGAACUGACCCUGUAAAACUCUGCUUGGUUUGCAAAAUCAUGAUCUGCUGACAUCUUCUAAAAGAUUGGCUCAAGAUAUGCCCAUUUCACUGGCUUUGGCAUGUUUCAUCUGUCUUGUGCUUAAUUAUGGUAAAUUGUAGCAAGUUUUUAAAUCUAAUUGGAGCAUAUGUUGUAUCUCAGGGAUAAUUCACUUGCCUUUCUGUCUUGACUGUCUAGCUGCUGGUGAAGUGUUCAUCCUUUCAGAGGCACUGUGGUGUGUUUGACUGAGAUUCUUUUCUUCUCUUUGGCUCAAUACAGUAAAAAUUGCUAUGCACGAGAUGAGUUCAAAGCUACCUUGCUUCGUAAUGCAAAAGAAGCAGUGCAUAUCUAACACUUGUAACAGCUGAACACAUUUCUGAAUUGAGCAAGUCUGAAUGCAAUAAAAGGCACACUUUUCAGAAGAAGAGAUAUAAAUGAGAAUAUUAGAAUAUAAG